UCCCCAAAGGAGGUAGGUAGUUUACCUGAUGACAUACUCUCCACCUCCACAAGCGAGAAAGUAAGGUAAUGCUGUCGCUUGGGGCCGAGACCAGGGGUCUGACAAUGUGCGCGUGAGGAGGUUUCCUUAUGGAGUGAUUUUCAAUCUUAUCGUGGUGCAAGAUGAUGUCUAGGCGCGCUGCUAUAGGUGCGGAAACUAUGAACACGCAGAUCGACCGUCGGCGUUUGACGAAUGAGGUACCUGGGCCAUACCAGGUGAUGUCCCUAGGACAUUCGACAUGGGCUCCGAUGAGGUGGUUGGCUCCCAUCUGACUGACGCAUGUAACCAUAUUCGUGGAUGGGUAUAUCUGAGCUUGCCUCCGCCUUACACCUUCAGUUCUGGGGUAUGGGGUUUAGGUGAACUUCUCCUCAGUUUCCUGCUCUACUAUAUAGAUACUUCUACCUAUUCCCCUCACUAGAUAUUCUCGAUCGCCGUGGAGCAUCGGAGACGUUCAAGAUGGCCAAGCUUCCGAAGAUCACGAACACCUACUUCGUGGCGAUUAUCGCCACGGUAGGAGGUAUGCUGUUCGGUUUCGACAUUUCGUCCAUCGCAGCCAUCGUCAUCACCCCUCAGUAUAUCGAAUACUUCGACAAUCCAUCUGGACUUAUACAAGGUGCCAUUGGGUCUGCCCUGGCUGCUGGAUCCGUAGUAGGAAGUCUGAUGGCUGGGCCAAUCUCCGACAAGAUUGGCCGUCGCGAUAGUAUCAUGUUCGCCUGCUUUUGGUGGCUCAUCGGAACCGCAGUUCAAGUCUCUACAAAUGGCGUUGGCUCCCUCAUCGCUGGCCGCGUGCUCAACGGCGUCUGUGUUGGCAUUACCUCGUCGCAGGUCCCCGUCUACCUGGCCGAAAUCGCGAAGCGUGAAUCCCGAGGACGCAUCAUCAUCAUCCAACAACUCGCCAUUGAAUGGGGCAUCUUCAUCAUGUACUUCGCCAGCUACGGCUGCGGCUUCAUUGCAGGCCCCGCGUCGUUCAGAACCGCCUGGGGCUUGCAGUUCAUCCCCGCCGUUCUUCUCAUGAUUGGUCUGCCCUUUCUCCCCCGAUCGCCUCGAUGGCUGGCCAAGGUCGGCCGGGAAGAAGAAGCCAUCCAGACCCUUGCUGAUAUCCAAGCUGGCGGUAACAAGGAUGACGCGCUAGUCAUUGCUGAGUGGGAGGAGAUUUACACUGUCCUGGUGGCCGAGCGUGAGAGCGUCCGUGGCUGGAGGAAGUUCAUCUCGAAUGGGAUGUGGAAGAGGACGGUGGCUGGCAUGUCUGUCCAAGCGUGGCAGCAAUUGAGCGGUGCCAAUGUCAUUGUCUACUAUCUCACCUAUGUCUUCCUAAUCGCCGGCCUACAGGGCAACAUCAACCUGAUCGCCUCCGGAAUCCAAUAUGCCCUCUUCAUCGUCUUCACAUCGAUCAUGUUCUUCUUCAUAGAUCGUACCGGCCGUCGAACCCUUCUCAUCGCUGGCGCUCUGGGCAUGGGCAUAUGUCACUUCGUCAUCGGUGGCGUCCUUGGAGGCUUUUCAGAGUCUGUGCCGGAAGGUGUGGAUGGCAACGCCAAUGUAACCUUUAAGGUCUCUGGUUCGGCAUCAAAUACCGUGAUUGCUUUUAGCUACCUCCUGAUCAUCAUAUACGCCCUAACACUAGCGCCCGUAGCCUGGAUCUACGCUGCCGAAGUUUGGUCACUCGGGACACGUGCCACUGGCAUGUCUCUCGCAGCCGUAGCCAAUUGGCUGUUCAACUUUGCUCUUGGCCUGUUCACGCCGCCGGCAUUCCAGAAUAUCAAGUACAAGAUCUUUAUCAUCUUCGGUGUCCUGUGUUUCGGCUCGGCUAUCCAGACGUUCUUGACCUACCCGGAGACGUGCGGCAAGACGAUCGAGGAAGUCGAGGAGCUCUUUGCCAAGGGUGCGCCUCCGGCUUGGAAGACUAAGAAGGGCGGCUCCCGCCUCGAAGCUGAAGUGCAGGCUGUGCUGGAGCGAAAGCGUGCUGGCGAGGCGGUACAUGCCGAGGUACACCAGGCAGCGCAUGACAAAUCAGGGUCGUUGGAGAAGGAAACAGCAUAAUGUAUCUGUAAAGGAAUAUGACACGCAUAUGUGUAUGAAGAUGAUCGCUUCAGUGUUUACGGUACUUACCUAGCCUACACCCAUCUCGCCUAGCUCACUGAUAAUAUACUUGCAUACUAUCACACGAUGUAGAUAGAACCGAUAAAAUAGCCCAUUCCUGUUACUUCAAGCUGGACGAUAGAUGACAUCUUGGAUUACUUGAACACGCUCGGUUUUCGUACUGAAGCAUAUACACCCAUAUACCUAAUAUUAUCACCAUAUCAGCAAGGUGUGUACAUUCAUUGAAUGUAAUCUUGUGUAUGUCAUUUCAAGGUAUCAGGGUUCUUGUAUAACUAGACUCUAGGUUUAGGACAAAUGUAGGUUUACCUCCAUCGGUAGUCUAAUAUGAUUGCAACAGUCUAUUGCGUGGCCCGACAGGUCUGCUCACUAUACAUUCUUCUGUAUACCCUUUGAGUAAAAUAUUCUAACUACUAUAGAUAGUGUCUGUAGCCUUCAUUUUCUUUCUUUACUAC
This is a messenger RNA of Xylaria bambusicola, 2588 nucleotides long. RefSeq names its product general substrate transporter. Gene Ontology annotation, cellular component: membrane. NCBI's taxonomy places the organism in Eukaryota, Fungi, Ascomycota, Sordariomycetes, Xylariales, Xylariaceae. The record is from RefSeq and is a predicted model, not a curated record. Gene Ontology annotation, biological process: transmembrane transport; carbohydrate transport. Bases 496 to 2076 code for a protein of 526 amino acids. The transcript has 4 exons. Gene Ontology annotation, molecular function: carbohydrate:proton symporter activity.